GUGGCUGUGGAGGAGCCUUUUUCGAGCCGUGUAAUCCAAAGUUCCAACGUUUUUUUGCCUCAGCUUUCUUUCAUCUCCUUGCUCUAUACCCGUCUGGAAGAAAGGAGACUAGAAUCCUGCCACAAUUUUCCAUCCAAAGAAGUUUCAUAAAUAAGGUACAGUAAGGGGCUCUUUCCAAGUGGGCAGAAAACGGCGGAUGUUCUGGACAGAUGAAAAGAAGUUGCAAUCCCAUCAUGCUUGAUGAUCUAGCAAACGCUCUGUGCUAAAAUAGGGUCUAGCGCACAUAUAGCACUAAUAAUCAACCCUUGCACAUGGACCAUGGCCCGGACACAUCGUAUGCCUCACUCACCGAAUUCACGGUGCCGUCACCAUCAAAAUGUGCCUUCCAGCUCCGCCCCUUUCGUUAAGUGGAAAGUGCAACUUACUCGUAUAACUCCCAAAAAGGAGGAAUUUUACUAGUCGUCAACCCAGAGGAAUACACCCAUUGAUAGUGUCUCUUUCACAUCUCAAGGCUAAACUUUCAAGUUAUUUCCUGGAAGUAUAGCACCACUCACAGUUCCUCAGCGGUUUACAAUGACCUGACAGUCUGGUUGUAUGACCACGCAGUUUACCCCGUUGUAUAAUCAAUCAAUAGUAUGAUGAAAAACUGACAUCUUUCUGGUGGACUUGGACCUGUUUUCUGAUGGGCACGGUUCCUUAGGAUGUUCCUCGACUUAUUUUCAGUCUUUCUCCUACCACGAUGUCUCCGGAGCAGGAUCCUUUCAGUCAACUUUUAUCGGCUCACAUAUAAAUGUUGGGUGCAUUUGGUUGUUUCCUGUUCAUCAUCCCUCUUCCAUCAUGCAAUUCACUGCUGUUUUGACUCUCGCUUGUUUCUUGUCGCUGCCUGUCUACGUUAUCUCUACGAGUGGUUUCGCCGCCUCGUGUUCCAAUAUACAACUAUCCGGUUCCGUUUUAGAUGCAACCUGUGUUACAGACAGUGGAUCAACGACCGCAACGGCAAUUGACUUGAACAAUUGUGUAGCUAAUUAUGAUGGAAACCUUGCUUGCGCGCCCAGUGGCUCGUACAGCAGUUCUUGCGAUGAUUGUUCGCUUACAGAUACAACUUACUUGUUGUGCUCAUGCAGCGGCAGUUCGGACGGAGGCGAUCAGCCUUCAGGAUACAAUCUGGAUUCCUGCCUGGGUAACAAUGAUGGUGCUCUCACAUGUUGAAUGUGCUCUCUGGUGGUGAAGUGGAUUUUGGAUGGAUGAUAUGAAACAAGGAGCUGCUUUUUUCGUUACUAUCUAUGCUCUCGGUUCUGCGUUAUACAAUUGGUAUGGUGUUCAUCAGUAAAGUGUCACUUUUCUUUGAACAUGUUCG
Serpula lacrymans var. lacrymans S7.9 is the source of this 1357-nucleotide messenger RNA. RefSeq lists its product as uncharacterized. Lineage: Eukaryota; Fungi; Basidiomycota; Agaricomycetes; Boletales; Serpulaceae. The transcript is spliced from 6 exons. The coding region runs from base 838 to 1209 and encodes 123 amino acids. The record is from RefSeq and is a predicted model, not a curated record.